AUGCAACUUUUUCUUUUCGGAGCCGUACUUAGCCUGGUUGCUAAUGCGGCUGCUGGUGCCUUUCCCUAUUCCCACUCAGGUCUCCAUGAACGCACUGCCAGCGGUCCCAGUGCCCAAGAGAUGAUCCCCGGCUACUUCUCUGGUACGUGUACAAAAGAGAAGAUGACUAUCCGUAAAGAGUGGCGUCAUUUGUCCAAGCAUGAACAGACGGAAUUUCUCGAUGCCGUUCAGUGUUUGAUGGACAAACCGGCCAAGUCUGGUUUGGCUGCCACCACUAGCCGAUUCAGUGAUCUCCAAGCACUUCACCGUGGGAUGACAAACACGGCCUAUGCUGAUAUCAUUCACCAUGUGGGCCAAUUCCUUCCUUGGCAUCGCUACUAUAUGCAUAUCUACGAGACUCUACUCCGUGAUGAAUGCGGAUACACAGGCUCUAUUCCCUGGUGGGAUGAAGUAAGAGACGCAGACAGUGGAAACAUGUGGGGAUCUUCCAUGUGGGGAGCUGAUGCCUUUGGAGGCAAUGGAACUGGAUCUGGAAAUUGCGUCCAGGAUGGCCGUUUUGCCAAUUAUACUCUGCAUAUUGGACCUGGCGAUGAGGAUACUGAUUACUGCCUGCGACGCUCAUUUAAUAGCAAAGAGGCGAUCAGCAAUGCUAAUAGUACAGUCCUCGAAAUGUGCAACUCAUACAACACCUACUCCCCUUGGUGGAACUGCAUUUCCAACAUUCCACACAAAGGUAUCCAUACCUACAUUGGUGGGGUGAUGGCGGAUAUCAAGAGUUCCCCCGGAGAUCCCAUAUUUUUUAUGCACCACAUGUACGUUGAUCGCAUUUGGUGGCUAUGGCAGAAGCAGGAUCCCAUAAACCGACUUUAUGACAUCAGUGGUCCUACACUUAAUCACACUGCCAACACUGAGCCUGCAGGUGGCUGGCAAAAUGCAACAUUGCAUUACGAGCUCUCUUCUUUCAACAUCAUGGCGAACACGACUAUCGGCAAGGUGAUGAACACACAGGGCGGCUACCUCUGUUAUGGCUAUGAUUCCGAGUGA
Penicillium odoratum is the source of this 1044-nucleotide messenger RNA. RefSeq names its product tyrosinase family protein. Gene Ontology annotation, molecular function: oxidoreductase activity. The transcript is spliced from 4 exons. The record is from RefSeq and is a predicted model, not a curated record. Lineage: Eukaryota; Fungi; Ascomycota; Eurotiomycetes; Eurotiales; Aspergillaceae. Bases 1 to 1044 code for a protein of 347 amino acids.